AUGAAUACGACAUCAAGCCCUAAUAUCAGCUGGAACGACGCAAUGCCGUCCAUUACGACUCACUCGACGGACCGGGGCCCAGCGCCGGAGAUGCACAAUGUUCUCGGCUCUCUCUGGCUGCAGGCUCUUCGUGAUUACCAGGUCAAGACUGGAGUUGACCCGAUGAAAGAUCCCCUCAUCUCUGAGCUGGCGGGACUGAACUCGACUGACGAGAUCAUGAACCUUUUCGACGCGAAGAUGCGUCUUUUCCGGGAGUUCCGCGCAAACGACUCGAAGUGGUGCAGCUUCCGGAAUACCUACUUGAAGCCCGCCGUCCAUAGCGUCAUAUUACUUACCGAUGCGCUCUCGGAGCUCGCCUCGUACUUUUCGGUCGUACCCGGCGGGAAAGCCAUCUUCGUGGCGUUCGGGACCCUUCUUAAGGCGACGGAAGGAGUUUCUAAGCGCUAUGAUGCACUGCAGGAACUGUUCGAACAGAUACCCUUCUUUCUCGAGAGCGCAAUUGAGCGCAACUCAACGGCUCGAAGCUGGGGUGCGCCGACUCGUGGUGUUGCCGUGGCGAUACUUGUACAUCUUCUCGACGUCUUCGCUCUUGCAGUUCGUAGAAUGAAUGACAAAUGGCGGCGCCUGAAGGAUUACAGCAAGAGUUUGAUUGGGACCACCGACAUGGAAAGCGCUUUGUCGCGCCUCAAAGAGCUCACUCGUCUCGAGACACGCGCUAUUGCUUCAGAAACACGCGUCGUUGCGGCGACGAUCCUGGCUGAGACUGAGAGAUUAGUGUCAACUAGCCAGGAACAUAAUAUGCUCUUUCGGGAAUUCAUCAAGAAAGCGGAAAGUUCGCAACAUGAAGCCACAGAAGCAUAUAGUCAGGCUCAUGCGGCUCGGGUUCGAUCCGAACAAGAGCUCGGACAAAUUCGACAAUCCCUGGCCGAGUCGGCAGCCAACGCACGACUUGGGAGGUUGGAACGACUAGAUCUUGCCGAUCUCGCCGCACAAGACCGAACCGGCUGCCUUUCAGGUACUCGAGUUGGCGUGCUUGCUACUCUAUCGGCGUGGAGCCAUGAUCCUAACGCGCCCCGGAUCUAUUGGUUGAAUGCUCCAGGACGAACGACUUCUCGGGGGCAGUUUCUUCUGCUCACGUGA
This is a messenger RNA of Peniophora sp. CBMAI 1063, 1140 nucleotides long. NCBI's taxonomy places the organism in Eukaryota, Fungi, Basidiomycota, Agaricomycetes, Russulales, Peniophoraceae. The record is from the annotation of a GenBank genome assembly.